This is a messenger RNA of Acanthaster planci (crown-of-thorns starfish), 3632 nucleotides long. RefSeq lists its product as uncharacterized. Lineage: Eukaryota; Metazoa; Echinodermata; Asteroidea; Valvatida; Acanthasteridae. Gene Ontology annotation, molecular function: protein binding. Gene Ontology annotation, cellular component: ciliary basal body; centriole. Gene Ontology annotation, biological process: cilium assembly. The record is from RefSeq and is a predicted model, not a curated record.
UCAUUUAAUUAGCAACAAGGUUGGGUCAAGAAACAAGACCAAAUCUGCACGAUCGAACGAAACGUUUGAAAAUACUAGCACAGCAGCCGAACUAAAAAACAAAUCAACACCGUUUGGCAUAUUUCGGUUCAAACGGUUUCAGUUAUUUUAAUGUGCAUUUCAAGCUUUAGCAGGGCAGAAACGCAAGACACCGAUUAUGGCAAGUGUACUUGAGGAUCCGACUUUGGAGAGACAUUUCAAAGGCCACAGAGACACGGUCACCAGUGUGGACUUCAACCCGAAUAUGAAGCAGUUGGCUUCAGGAUCAAUGGAUUCCUGCUUGUUGGUCUGGAAUUUCAAACCCCAGAUGAGGGCCUACAGAUUUGUCGGUCACAAGGAUGCUGUUCUCUCAGUUAACUUCUCUCCCUCUGGUCACUUGGUAGCCUCUGCCUCAAGAGACAAGACAGUCAGGUUAUGGAUUCCCAGUGUCAAAGGAGAGUCCACUGUGUUCAAGGCCCACACAGCGACAGUGCGGAGUGUGGAGUUUUCAAGUGACGGACAGUACCUUCUCACAUCAUCAGACGACAAAACGGUCAAAGUCUGGGCGGUGCACCGCCAACGUUUCCAGUUCUCCCUCAGCCAGCACAUGAACUGGGUGCGCUGUGCCAAGUGGUCGCCCGACGGCCGUCUCAUCGUGUCCGGCAGCGAUGACAAGACCGUCAAGAUAUGGGAUCGGACGAGUAAAGACUGCAUCCACACAUUCUUUGAACAUGGAGGCUUUGUUCACGACGUGGCGUUCCACCCUAGCGGGACGUGCAUAGCAGCUGCAGGCACAGACAGCACAGUCAAAGUGUGGGACAUCCGAAUGAACAAGCUCUUACAGCAUUACCAAGCCCAUACGGCAGCAGUAAACAGCUUGUCCUUCCAUCCAAGUGGCAACUACCUCAUCACCGCCUCUAACGAUUCCACCUUGAAGAUCCUGGACUUGCUGGAAGGCAGGCUGUUCUACACCUUGCACGGCCACCAGGGCCCUGCCACGGCUGUUGCAUUUUCCAGAACGGGGGAGCACUUUGCAUCCGGAGGGGCAGAUGAGCAGGUGAUGGUUUGGAAGACUAACUUUGACCAGAUUGACUACAACGAGGUCUUGCAGUCUCAUCGGGCACGGUCCCAGAGUAACCCUGCCCCCCCGCACAUCCAUGACAUCCAUCCGCGAUCCCCACACCACAGGCACACUGUCAGGACAGCGGGUGCCGACAUCAAUGCCCAUGCCGAGCCCAAGAACAUGGGCGCCGUGACACCCAACGUGACCAACCUUGGGCCAGCACUAUUCACACAGUCAAGGCAGAAAGGCCUGGUCAACGGAUCCGUGGACACGCCCAAAGGGUUCUCGGGAUUGGACAUGACCUCGGCAGACAUGGAGAGACGAGAUCUGGAGGAGGGGCGGGGCAUAAACACCCACCAUUCCUCCACCGUACCCCUUGAAGUCAAAGAAAUGCCCCCUGCUCUGUCUAAGACCCUGGAGAACUUUGUGGGCCAGCUGGAUGUUCUCACACAGACGGUGAACAUCUUGGAGCAGCGACUGACUAUGACGGAGAACAAGUUGAGGGAGGUGCUUGACAACCAGCAGAAGAUAACGCUGCAAGUCAGGCCCACCGAAUAAACCCAGGGGGGAUUCUCUAAACUGCACUUCAGGCGUCAUUCCUUCGUAACUCCUCUCAACACAAAGGCCCUUCUUUUUUUUUUUUCCAGAGGAGUAGCCGAGCGCUUACAUGCAGCAUACUGGCAAGCUGCAGACUUAAUUUUGUGCAGUAAAACUGGUCACCAACCAUACAAUAUUGCCACUGCCGUGUUCAAUCCCAUGUCAAACGUUUUGUUUUUCAAAGCGGAUGAUAUUUUGGGCAGAAUUUCUGUGUGCUAAUCAGAAUGAGCUGUAGGUCGAUCACAGAUGCCAAAUUUUGCCCGACCUCCGGGUCGGAAGCGGUAGCCUUUUGUUUACUGAGCAGGUCUUUUUACGAUCUGAAAAAUUUCGCCUUGUGCUUAGCAGCUCCACAGUGUUCUUGUUAUUGUUGUCCAACUUGACAAAAAUGUUUUGAAUCACAUUUCAUGGGUUAUGCACACGUACCUGUAUGGCAGUACAACAGAUUCACCUUUUUUUUACGCGUGUUAAAACAUGCCCAUCGACAACACUUAUGUCAGAAAGUCUGGAGAUUUUUUCUCAAAUCCAUCUCUUCCGUUCUUUGUACAUAAUUUUUAUAUACAAAUUGUACAGUUUGUAGUAAGGUUUGUAAGUACACCAACUGGUGUUAGCUUGCAGGAUUUUUUGUUUGAAAUUUCUUAAUUGAUGAGGAUUGAAAGGAAAAGCUGUGGUUUUUUUUUCCUCUGACAUCACAACAGUGCCGCAUUGCACAAGACAGAGACUCUGAUUGGGAGUUUCUACUGGAUUGUUCUUGAUGGCCUCUUCAAAAAUGUCUUUCUCUGACCUGGGGGUACUUUCAAUUAGUUUCCAUGGUAACAGAUCUUGCCCGUCAUACUGGGCACGUAGCUACACAAAGUACAUUGUAACUGAGUAACUGAGGACCUACCCCCACCCCCUCACCUAUUGACUAGAGGCAUGGGUCGCUAGAUCAUUUCAGGCCCCACACACUCACACUUGACUUUUUUUUGUGCUGAUCAAAAACAAAGCCAAUUUUGCCACAGCACUAGCUUCAUAUUUCUCUCGUACAGUGUACCUGUAUGUGUUUUGCCCUUAGAUUUUGUUAGGUUUUACAUAUUUCUUUCUUGACAGGCCUACUUGCCAAUCCCCCCCCCCAACCCUUUCAUCAUCAACACCCUUGCAGGUAACCCUUCAAGUGCGUAGAUGUAAACUGUCAAAUUCCUUCAGAAAAUCUGUUGACUUGUGCAGGACUCUAUCUUUUAUGUUAGAACUUUAACCGUUUGACCCAGCUCAGAUUACUGAUAGCAUUUGUCUCUUUUUUUUUUUAUUGCAUGCACGUGGGUGUAGCAUUGUGUGCAUGUUCAACUCCACGAUAAUGGCGAUGAGAGAAAGAUUUCAGACCACAUUGUUUUCGGUGGGUUGGGUGGGGUGUGUUAUUUGUUUUGGUUCGUUUUGUCUCGGUUUUGAUGCUCAUAAUUCUCUCUUUUGAGUUUGCUUGUUUGUUUUUGGUUUUGUUUGCUUUCCUUGUGCAGUAUUAUGUUUGAUUUGGUCUUUGUGGUGGCUACGUUGUUUAGAGUAUCUGAUUUUCACGUCAGUUGAUGAUGAAGAAUGCUAGUGAGGCUCGUACUUGGUAGAAGUUACAAUCAUUGUUCAUUUUUCUCAGGUCUUAUGGUCAGUGCUAUUAUUUUUCCAUCAUCAGCACAGAGUUAUUGAGAAGCAAAGUCUUGUUCUGGUUAUUUUUACAACUCAAACCUGUCAGCUAAGUUUGCUAGUGAAAAUGCAUGCAUUGACUGCACCCAUCUAGUGAGUUUAUGUGCCGUCACCCAUUUCCACCUGAAAAAGAAAAGCAUUUUCGAGAGAGCAAAGUUCAUUCUCAACCAAUUUGAUUGAGUGAUGAUGGCCUUAAAAUUGUCUGCUCAAACUACAGAGUUGUAGCAAGGCCUUAGAUUUUUUAGGGCGCUUCAGAGAUACAUGUAUAAGCCAGAUCCUUCUAACACUA